AUGGAGAAGCUUCGCCCAGAAACUGUAGUUCUGGAAGUGGAAGGGGGACUGUUGAGAUCCUCUUCUACGUUUCCAUACUUCAUGCUUGUGGCCAUAGAAGGAGGAGGGUUUCUUAGAGGACUUAUUCUUCUUCUUUUGUACCCUGUAAUCCACUUCAUGAGCAAUGAGUUGGGGCUCAGGGUUAUGGUGAUUGUGUGCUUCUUGGGAGUGAGGAAGAAUGGAUUCAGGGUUGGAAGGACGGUGUUGCCAAAGUUCAUGUUGGAGGAUAUGGGACUUGAGGAGUUUGAAGUUGUGAGGAAGGUGAAGAGGAAGGUGGGGGUGACAGAGAUGCCAAGGGUGAUGGUGGAAAGUUUCUUGGGGGAUUAUUUGGGGGUUGAGGUUGUGGUUGGGAGAGAGUUGAAGGAGUUUGGUGGAUUUUAUACUGGGUUGAUGGAGGAUAUGGAAUUUAAGGAUUUGGUGUUUGGAAAAGAUGUUGGUGGUGGUGGUGGAGUGAUGGGGCUUUGUAGCUCAUCCAAGCACAACAAACACCCUGUGUUUUCGCAAUGCAAGGAAAUAUACCUCGUGGGAGAAGCAGAGAAGAGAAACAAGAAGCAGGUUCCAAGAGAAAAAUACCCAAAGCCAUUGAUCUUCCAUGACGGCAGGCUUGCCAUCAGACCAGAUCCAAUCAACUCCAUAGCCAUAUUCAUGUGGCUGCCAUUUGGGAUUCUGCUAUCAGUUCUCAGACUUGCAAUAGCAGCAGGUCUGUUAUUUUAUAGUACAAUUCCUCUAGCAGCAACCGGCAUUACGUGGAAGGUAAGAGGAGCCGCGCCAUCUUCAUCCCCUCGGCCCCAAAACUCAAUCGGUCAACUUUACAUCUGCAACCACAAAACUCUCCUAGAUCCGAACGUCAUCUCCCUCGCUCUGAACAGAAAAACCGCAUCUGUAUCAUAUGGCCUCAGCCAAUUCUCUGCAAUUAUUUCACCCAUCAAGAUCAACUGGCUGACGAGAAAUCUGGAAGAGGAUAGGAAGAGAAUGGAAGGAAUUUUGAGCCGAGGAGAGGAUUUGGUGGUGUGCGCGGAGGGAACUACUUGCAGAGAGCCGUAUCUAUUGAGGUUCAGCCCCCUGUUUACUGAGCUCACCGACAUUGUUGUGCCUGUUGCCAUCGAUCUUCAUGUCAGCAUGUUCUAUGCCACCACUGUCAGCGGGAACAAGUGGAUGGAUCCCUUUUAUUUUCUCAUGAAUCCUCAUGCUUGUUAUGAAUUGGAAUUUCUGGAGAAGGUUGAUACUAGCAGAGUUAGAGCAGGUGAUUGUAGCAGGUUUGAUAUGGCUAAUCAUGUGCAGAGGCAGAUUGGGAAGGCUUUGGGGUUUGAGUGUACUAUGCUUAGAAGAAAAGAUAAGUAUAUGAUGCUUGCAUGAGAUAUGUGAAGGCCAAGAUAAACAAUACAGAAACAUUGAGUAGUAAAGCAUGCUCUGAUGGAAUUCUUAUCCAUUGUAUUCUUGUUUUGGAAUGCUUAUGUAAAUAUUUAAUUGAUGUCUAAAUGAUCUUUUGUUUAUAAUAUUUCAUAUCCAAAAUGCUAAUUGUUAAUGUAGAGACGGGAUGAGUGAAAGUAAAAAGUGGAAAUGGAUGUCAAUGAGGCGUUUGCAGCUUCUUA
Messenger RNA from Phalaenopsis equestris, 1631 nucleotides. RefSeq names its product probable glycerol-3-phosphate acyltransferase 3. Gene Ontology annotation, biological process: cutin biosynthetic process. The transcript is spliced from 3 exons. Lineage: Eukaryota; Viridiplantae; Streptophyta; Magnoliopsida; Asparagales; Orchidaceae. The record is from RefSeq and is a predicted model, not a curated record. Gene Ontology annotation, molecular function: glycerol-3-phosphate 2-O-acyltransferase activity; phosphatase activity. The coding region runs from base 1 to 1395 and encodes 464 amino acids. Gene Ontology annotation, cellular component: membrane.